UCGACCUUGUGCAAAGCAUGUUAACUGCAGCGUAAACGAUGGAGUGAACCUAGUGCGAAUCAACUUAUUUGCUUUCGAAUUUGGGGUAAGGAGUUGCCCUGAUCAGCAGUGUUUUGUUACAUUUUGCUUGCUACCUCCCAAAGCUGACUAGCUGGCUAUAGAUUACUUCGGACAUUUUUCUUUGCGUAAUGUCGUGAAAUAGCCUGUAUCGGCCAUGCUGUUUCUCAAGUGUAAUGCUGUGUGUUUGCUAAGGAGGUGCUACUAUCCUCUGGCUUCCACGCUUGUUAAAUAUCAUUAUGCCAACUUGCCUGCAUCUGGAGUCACUUCCCCUUAUCGCUCGACGCUUACUACAACUCGAUCCCUCAGUAUCACCUGGACACUGAGAGCAGAUGCCCCUCAGCCUAAGGACACACAGACAUUGGACUUGGAUAUAUGGAAGUCGGUGAUGAAAUCACAAACAGUGCAGGAGGAGAAGCCCAACGGUGAAGAGGAGAGCUCCUCUACUGAGGAGGGUGAGCUCUCGCCGUUGGAGGCAAGCCGCAGACUGGUGGAGACGUGGCGUCAAGCCGGCAGGCAAGUGCCUGAUUAUGUCACAGACGAGCAGCUGGAGUCACUGGCCGAGCUCACCACCAAGUCCUCCAAGAGGAAGUACCUCAAAUUCCUGGCCAUCAAGGAGGGCCACAAGAAGGCCAACAAAGAGAAGAAGGAGAAGAGGAGGAUGGAGAGGAAAGAGUGGAUGGGAAGGGUAGACGGUGAACCUGAGGGGGAGAAUGGAGAAGCCAAGCUGAAUAACACAUUCCUGUUGAAAUUCUGGAGCCGUUCCAAGGACAAGGUGCUGGGCUGGAGGGCAGCACAGGCCAUGCAGUACGGCCAGCCAUUGAUAUUUGACAUGAGUUAUGAGCAGCACAUGUCCCGCAUGGAGAUACAGAACACCAUCUCCCAGCUGCUGGAGACCGAAGGCUGGAACCGCCGUGCCACUGACCCCUUCCACUUGCACUUCUGCAACCUGCAGCCCGACAGCUCCUACCAGCGAGAACUUCUUAAGCGCUACGGCCCCGAGACCUGGCAGAACCUCCUCAUUACCACCACCAGCCAGAGUCACGUGGACCUCUUCCCCCGCGAGAGCCUCGUCUACCUAACCGCCGACUCGCGCAACGUGCUCUACACUUUCAACCACAGCAAGGUGUACAUCAUUGGCGCCUUGGUGGACCGCUCCAGCCAGUCCAGCGUCUCUCUAGCCAACGCCAAACGUCUCAACCUGGCCACUGCACGGCUGCCCCUGGAUGAAUUCUUGCACUGGGAAUGCGGGGCCAAGAACCUCACCCUGGAUCAGAUGAUUCGCAUCCUUCUGACGGCCAAGGACACCGGCAGCUGGGAGAAGGCACUGGAGUUUGUACCCAAGAGGAAGCAUGAUGGCUUCUACAAGCAUACAAGGGAAAACGAAGCCAAAAGCACACCUUUGGUCACUGGCGGUAAGCCCGUUAAUAGCAAUAGAAACCCAGCGAGAGAGAGGGCUAAAAUAUUUGUGAGCAAACAGAAAAACCCAAAGGGACAAGGUGUUGACUGGAAACGAUCCUUUGAAUCAGACAACACCAUGUCUGGGCAGACCAGGUUACGGUCUACACUGAAAAGCAAAAUGGAAGAACGCCAUAAGACUGAGUAAGAGAAAUUGGUAGGAGGAAUAGGACCAUAAUACACUUAUUGUUUUUACAUUGAAUAUUCACUCUCCAAAAUUACAGAAAAUAAACAUUGAAAUAACGCAGUGAUGAAAACAAAUGUGUAACUGCAUGUCCCUUCGACCUGGAUGGCGUUUUUUAAACUUCACUUCUAAGACUGGAAAGUUUAGGAAGUUUGACUGCUGUUUUCCCAAAAGCAGACUGCAUAAAGAUUUGUUCAUUUAAAGCCUGUGAUGUAAAGUUUCUUUACCCAGCAUUUAAUUAAAAAAAA
Electrophorus electricus (electric eel) is the source of this 1947-nucleotide messenger RNA. It is a transcript of the gene trmt10c, whose product is annotated as tRNA methyltransferase 10C, mitochondrial RNase P subunit. Gene Ontology annotation, cellular component: mitochondrion; nucleoplasm; nucleus. Gene Ontology annotation, biological process: positive regulation of mitochondrial translation; mitochondrial tRNA 5'-end processing. NCBI's taxonomy places the organism in Eukaryota, Metazoa, Chordata, Actinopteri, Gymnotiformes, Gymnotidae. The record is from RefSeq and is a predicted model, not a curated record. Gene Ontology annotation, molecular function: tRNA binding.